This is a messenger RNA of Syngnathoides biaculeatus (alligator pipefish), 3504 nucleotides long. Its product is annotated as neuromedin-K receptor-like. The transcript is spliced from 5 exons. Gene Ontology annotation, cellular component: plasma membrane; sperm midpiece. Gene Ontology annotation, molecular function: tachykinin receptor activity. The record is from RefSeq and is a predicted model, not a curated record. Bases 10 to 1146 code for a protein of 378 amino acids. Gene Ontology annotation, biological process: G protein-coupled receptor signaling pathway; positive regulation of flagellated sperm motility. NCBI's taxonomy places the organism in Eukaryota, Metazoa, Chordata, Actinopteri, Syngnathiformes, Syngnathidae.
CCCCCGGGAAUGGCCUCCGACCAGAACGCCUCCGUCUCCAGCCUCAGCCCCCCGGCCAGCCAGUUCGUGCAGCCGGCGUGGCGAGUGGCACUGUGGGCCCUGGCUUACUGCGCCGUGCUCGGCGUGGCGCUGCCGGGCAACGCGGUGGUCGUCUGGAUCAUCCUGGCGCACAAGCGGAUGAGGAGCGUCACCAACUAUUUCCUGCUCAAUUUGGCGUUUUGCGACGCGUCCACGGCCGCCUUCAACACGCUCGUCAACUUCAUCUACGCGGCCCACGGAGAGUGGUACUUCGGGGCCGUCUACUGCCGGUUCCACAACUUGUUCCCGGUCACGGCGGUGUUCGCCAGCAUUUACACCAUGACCGCGAUUGCAGUUGACAGGUACACGGCCAUCAUCCAUCCGCUAAAGCCUCGUCUGUCUGCCAAAGCCACUCUGGCCGUGAUCGUGACCAUCUGGAGUCUGGCUCUAGUUCUGGCCUUCCCCCUGGGCUACUUCUCCACCGUUCGAGCUCUGCCCCGCAGGACCCUGUGCUACGUCGCCUGGCCCCGAAUGGCGGAAGACCCCUUCAUGUACCACAUCACCGUGACGGUCCUGGUCUACUUGGUGCCUUUGGUGGUGAUGGCCAUCACCUAUUCCAUCGUGGGCGUGACCCUGUGGGGCGGGGAGAUCCCCGGAGACACGUCCGAUAACUAUCAUGGACAGCUGCGGGCCAAAAGGAAGAUCGUGAAGAUGAUGAUGGUUGUAGUGGUGACCUUUGCCCUCUGCUGGCUGCCCUAUCAUGUCUACUUCAUGGUGACGGGCCUCAACAAAAAUCUGAGCAAGUGGAAGUCCAUCCAGCAGGUCUACCUGGCAGUCUUGUGGCUAGCAAUGAGCUCCUCCAUGUACAACCCGAUCAUCUACUGCUGCCUCAAUAGCAGGUUCCGGGCUGGCUUCAAGCGCGUUUUCCGCUGGUGUCCGUUCGUCCGGGCGUCCAGCUACGACGAGGUGGAGCUUCAGAACAGACGGCGCCGCCCGGGCCACCAGAGCAGCAUGUGCACGCUCUCGCACGUCGACACCAGCAUCCUCAGCGAGGACAAGAGCGUGCGCUCCCAAGGAAAUAAACGUAGGUCCGAGUUCAAGCCCCACCCUGAUGAUCGAGGUGCUUAGCGUUAAUGUACUCGCUCAUUGGUUUUCAAACGUUUUGCAUGCAGGUGAGACAUUUUACCCACCUCAUAAUCUCAACUACCGUAAUUUCCGGGCUUCAACCCGUGACUUUUUUCACACGUUUUCAACCCUGCGGUUUAUGCGGCAAUGCGGCACUAGCGUUAGCGCGGUGCUAGCAUUAGCGCACCUGGUUAUAAGGUUAUGUCACUUUACUCUCGUCACUGAUUUUUCCUCCCACUAAAAAACAGAUUAUUCCAUUGUAAAUUAACAGUUUUUCUAUUAAAAAAAAAAAAAAAUACAAAAAAAAAUAACAUUUUUGUUUCCAAUGGUAUUUUGGCGUGAACAAUUUACCGGAAUUCCCGGCCAACAGCGCGUUAAAAGCCUCGGUAGACAGAAAGAGUUUAACGCUAGCGUGGCGCUAACGCUAGCGCUAGCAUGGCGCUAAUGGUAACUCGAGCGUGGCGCUAAUGCCGCAUCACUGUAUAAACCGCAGGAUUGAAAUCGUACAACUUUUUUCACACAUUUUUAACGCCGUGUUACCGCCACACCUAAAUACCAUUGGAAACAAUUUUAUUUUAUUCUUUUUUUUUUUUAUAGAAAAACUGUUUAUUUACAAUGAAAUAAUCUUUUUUUUUAGUGGCAGGAAAAAUCAGUGAUGAGGGUAAGAGGGAAAAGUUGCAAUUGUUAUAGGGGGAUUAUCGACUUUUUUUUUUUUUUUUAGUAUAAAUUAAACUCUGUUGUAAAUGAGUUCAAAGUGCAGUAUUACCCCGUGUGGGGACGGCGUCGUUACGACGAUCGGCGUUCCAGUACACACUGACAAAGAGUCGCUCCGUCAUGUUUUGUGCGUCAUUUUGUACGUAUGUGCCGGUUAGCUACGCAACUUGUUAGUUCCGCUGAGUCUGUCGCAGUCAUCCCUUUAUACCUCUUUGUAAAACCUUUUUAGUUGCAAUAUUGUUUUCCUUGUUCUCUUUGCAGUUGAGUAAAUAAAAUGUGAGGAAAUACUGAUGGGGGAUAGCUUUAAUUCAUAGUAAUACUAUUUAUCGUUUAAAUUAUGAAGUUUGGCCUUUUAACUUGACUUUUAAUAUCGAACAGCAUGUAAUUGUAUUUUUCUAGCUUCAGUGUGUUUACUUUUAUAGACGUUUGUUUGUUAAACACAAAGAAUGAUCUAAGGAUUGGAAACUGUUUGAAAAUGAUUAAUAAGAGGAGUGAUAUGUUUAUUUGUGUUUACAUGGCAAUGGUGCUAGUAUAGAGCUCGUGCACUUACGUCACAUGACUGGCCAUACUGCCGGUCAAGCAAAGCAUUGCUCAAUGCUAAGUCGGUUGGAGACGGCACGAAAAUACGUCUUAUAGCACGACGCCCAGAGUUUUGUCCGAUACUGUUAAACAUUUAGAAGGUGGUAAUAAACGAAGGUACGUGUGGAAAUGACAGACACUUGGCAUAGAGCAUCCAUAUUUAAUGCCGAAGUCGAUGUUUUCACUGAUAAGAAAUUGGACCGUUUAUCCUUGGCGAGUAAGUUGUCGAGAUUUACACGGAAGAGUUUGAAAUCGUAGCAAUGUCUGGACGCAUACAAAUGUUUCGUUGCUGGAUCUGUUCUCAAUCAAGAAUAAAUCCCACGUAGUGAUGGAGCCAGUCAGAUUUUUUCAAUUAAAAUAGUCAUUUUUAAAUAAAUGACCCCUGUUUUUACACAAACUCGCAUUCAUUAACUAUGAUUGGAAAAAAAAACCACAGCGAGUCGGCUCCUCCGUACACGGAAGUGUGUUGCGGCUACACGUUAACCUACGUAAACCUCUGUGUGACCGACGGUUUAUUUUCUUUUUUUAAAUACGCAUUGGACUCAUUUGAGAAUAAUUCAUAUUUAAAAAAAAAAAAAAACGUCUGUCAGGUUUACCGAAGUUUAACGUGUGACCGCAACACGCUUCCGUGUACGGAGGAGAUGACUCCCUGUCUUUUUUUUUUUUUUUUUUUAACACAUUGUUCUCAAAUGGGCCAACUUGGCGUUAUAAAUACUUCUUGGGAAUUUGAGAUGGAGAAGAAUAAUUCCCAUCUGAAGUGAAGCGAUCGCUACACAGUCGUGUGUAUUUGGUUGGGCACCAUCCAUCACGUUUAAUUGCCGAAAUCCAUCUUUUCAUCUGAUAUUCCAUCGAAUGAUCUCUUUGAAAUUCUCUCUAAUCUUUUGUAACAACCAAUAGCACAAUAAGUCUAGGACAUUGUGAAUAUUCUGCUCCGGUUCAAUGUCGAGCAGCUCUUUUUGACCUGCAAUAUGGCGCCGUGAAAACAGUGACGUCACGUGCACGACAUCUAUCGAAGUGGUAGAACAAAAAACUCCACAGAUAUUAGCCUGUACAGUAUUAUUUGCCAGC